UAUAGCAUUUAACAACAAGUUGUGACAGUAAUUCGACUCGUUUUCUAAUCACUGAGUAAAAUGAGCACAGCACGAAAGAGGCGUGUCCGUUAACGUCUAGCUCUGUGACGUGAGACACUCAGUAACGUUAGUGGACUACCUUCAGUCCGGUAACGUUAUGGUGGACUACCUUCAGUCCGGUAACGUUAUGGUGGACUACCUUCAGUCUGGUAACGUUAUGGUGGACUACCUUCAGUCCGGUAACGUCAUGGUGGACUACCUUUUUAGUCUGUUUCCAGACCCAAAUCAACACAAGCGUGUAUCUGUUAAGUCCAACCCUGGAUUCCUGGAGCGAUUAGGUGAAACUGCAGGAGGAACAGUUGUUGGUGUCGGACUGUUUUUCCUCUCGAUCUAUCUUCUUUUUACCAACGAGGGACGGGCUCUGCAAACAGCCUCUUCCCUGAAUGAGGGUCUUUCUCAGGUCGUGUCGUUGAGGCCGUUCUCCAGCCUUGACCUGCAGAACAACAACCGUUUAGUUCACCUGUCCUCUCAGCUGCGCACCUCACAGCCCCUCCAUGACCCCAACUACAGAGUUGCGGUGCAGGCAGUGAAGCUGAAGAGGCAGGUGGAGAUGUAUCAGUGGGUGGAGUACCGGGAGAGCAAGGACUACCAAGAGGACGGUGAGACCAAAACUGAGACGACGUACACCUACAACACGGAGUGGAAAUCAGAGUUGGUCAACAGUCGUAAUUUUGAUAAGGAAAUUGGUCACCAGAACCCAAGUGCCAUGUCGGUUGAGAGUGUCACCGUCGUGGCUCCUGAAGUCGGAGUCGGACCUUUCAGUCUGUCUAAAGGCCUCGUGGAGCAGAUAAAUGACUUCCAGACGCUGAGCCUCAGGGAUAUUUCUACCUUUAAUUUGGCUCCUUUUCUCAGUGUUGAUGACGACUAUUUCUAUCACACGCAAAACCCGCGUAGGCCGGAGGUUGGGGAUGUGCGUGUGAGAUUCUCCUUUGCUGGACUGAGUGGGGAGGCGUCUCCCCUCGGCCAGGCUCAAACGGUCAGCGUUGUGGCCAUGCAGAGAGGGGAGCAGCUGAUGCCUUUUAAAACCAAGUCAGGAGACACGCUGGAGAUCCUGUACCCGGAGCAGCUCUCUGCAGAGGAGGUUUUUGAGAAGGAGCUCCAGUACAACAGUAAGAAGACGUGGGGCCUCAGGGCUGCAGGCUGGGCCCUCAUGUUCCUCAGCAUCCAGCUGACCAUGCGCAUCAUCUACACACUGGUGGAUUGGGUUCCUGUCCUCCGAGAGCUCGUGUCCGUGGGGCUGAAGAUCUUCGCGCUGAGCGUCUCUUGCUCUCUGUCCCUUCUCACCAUCGGAGUCGGUUGGAUGUUUUACCGACCGCUAAUGGCCGCGGCUCUGGGAGCACUGGCUCUGCUGCCGGUGUUUCUCGCCCGCUCACGACUUCCAGCCAAGAAGAAUGAAUGACGUUUAACACGAUGAGUGUCACGUCUUCUGAUGCCUGGAUGCAGCUCUUCAGAGAAAUAACAGUAUUGAGCAACGUGUGUUUUUUUGUUCCAGUGGGGUUAUAAACCACAUAGCACUUGCUUUCUCGUUGAUAAAUGUGUUAUGAAGUUAAAGUGUGCAUCACUCUGUAGAUAUGUUUUUGGAUAAAAAGAAAUCGCACAUCAACCACUGCAGAUGUUGUCCCACCAGACACGAGAGGAAUCUGUUGUCGCCUUCAGACCACAAAUGUUCCGAUGUGGCCUUUCAGUUUAUUAGGUACACUUAGCUGAAACAUGCAGUCCAACACCACAGCCCCACAGUAAACUCUACCUUCAUGGUUAUAGCGCUCAGCUUUUGUUGCAGUUGUUUUAGAGGUGUUGAUUCAACUUCAUUGUCAUUUUGAGGUGCUGUUGAAUUGUAUUCUACCGAGAGGGGAUUAUAUUUAUUGAUGUAAAUGGGGUUUACAAAAUAUUUGUUUCAAACUGAUGGAUGUCAGCGCUUAGUUUGAAAAAAAAAAAAAAAAUAAAUACCAAAGAACAGAAUCUGCAACUUUGUAUUGUUUACAUGUAUGUUAAAUAAACCACUGCAGACAAGUUGAGCCUCAACAGUAU
This is a messenger RNA of Anarrhichthys ocellatus (wolf-eel), 2088 nucleotides long. RefSeq names its product transmembrane protein 43 (gene tmem43). Gene Ontology annotation, cellular component: nuclear inner membrane. The transcript has 12 exons. Lineage: Eukaryota; Metazoa; Chordata; Actinopteri; Perciformes; Anarhichadidae. Gene Ontology annotation, biological process: lipid metabolic process; nuclear membrane organization. The coding region runs from base 158 to 1459 and encodes 433 amino acids. The record is from RefSeq and is a predicted model, not a curated record.